This is a messenger RNA of Nelumbo nucifera (sacred lotus), 4205 nucleotides long. Its product is annotated as protein FAR1-RELATED SEQUENCE 5-like. Gene Ontology annotation, biological process: regulation of DNA-templated transcription. Gene Ontology annotation, molecular function: zinc ion binding. The record is from RefSeq and is a predicted model, not a curated record. NCBI's taxonomy places the organism in Eukaryota, Viridiplantae, Streptophyta, Magnoliopsida, Proteales, Nelumbonaceae.
AGCCAAACCUAUUUUCGAAUACCCUCCUCUCCUCUCCUUGAAUGUCGCACACGACACACUCGUUCUCUUCUCUCUCUCUCUCCCCUCAUUCACCCGCCGGCGACUUAACAUCUAUUACCACCGGCGACAAAUAAUCAUCACCGGCGGACGGAUCAACCUCACCAUCCACCCGACGGCGAUUUAACAACCAUUACCGCUGGCGACAAAAAGCCAUCACCGGCGGCGGGAUCAACUUCAGCUAUCCACCCGGCGGCGACUUAACAAACAUUUCUUUGCAUCUCUUCUUCUUCCAUGAAAAGAGGGGUUUAUUCCAUUUAAUUUAACAUCAGUUUCAGUAAAUGGAUGGUAUCCCCCACUCCAUGCAGAAACUAGACUUUGAAUUGGAUGAAGGCAUAAGUGGAAAAGCAAACCCUUCACUCAACACCACAUUUGAGCCGAAUGAUGUACAACCUUCUCUUGACAUAAGUGGACCAUCCAAUCGGAAUGAUGAUUUGCCUACAUCUAAAGAAACUGUAGGCAUUGAUACAAGCAUACAAAAUAAGGUUAGAGAAAAAUUAAGUCUCAUUCCUGAAAAGUGGACACCAAAAAUUGGUAUGAUAUUUCCAACAGUGGUGGAGGCAUAUGACUUUUAUAAUACGUAUGCUGGAAAAGUGGGAUUCAGCAUUCGGAAAGCAAGUAGGUCAUUAUGCAAACGGUCCAAUCAAGUAAGAUAUAGUAAGUUUUGUUGUUCCAGAGAAGGAAAGCGUAAGGCAAAUGGAUCUUUGAAUGCCAAGAUUCAUCGACCAGAAACAAGAUGUGGUUGUAUGGCAGCUAUGACGAUAAGUCGUGUGAAAGAUGGUUAUCGUGUCAUUGGUUUCAAUGAGACUCACAACCAUAUGUUUGCGACCCCUAUGAAAUCACAUAUGUUGAGAUCACAAAGAAGGGUUAAUGACAUGCAAGCUAAAAUGGCAAAUGAUGUGGGAAUAGCUCCAAAAGCAAUUAUGGAAAGAGAAGUUGAUGGUCAUGAAAAUGUUGGGCUUACUUCGGUUGAUUUAAAGAAUUAUUUGCAUUCACACCGAACUCGGAAUAUGGAGAAGGGGGAGGCAAGUGGUAUUUUGCAGUAUUUUGAAGACAGGCAAUCUCAGGAUCCAUCAUUUGUCUAUGCAAUACAACUUGACCAAGCUGAGUUAGUCACAAAUAUGUUUUGGGCAGAUGCACAAAUGAUAGUGGAUUAUUUUCAUUUUGGUGAUGUGGUAAGUUUUGACACGACAUAUAGAACAAACAAGGAGAAUAGGCCACUUGCAGUUUUUGUGGGAGUAAAUAAUUAUAGACAAACAAUAAUUUUUGGUGCUGCAUUAUUAUAUGAUGAAACAAUGGCUUCAUUUGUAUGGUUAUUUGAGGUGUUUCUCAAAACAAUGGGAGGAAAACAACCUCUGACAAUUCUCACUGAUGAUGAUGCAACUAUAGAAAAAGCAAUUAAUUUGGUAUUACCUAAAUCACAUCAUCGGUUAUGUGUUUGGCACAUGUUCCAAAAUGCUGCAAAACACCUUAGCGGUGUUUUUGAGAAGUUCAAGUUAUUCUCACAAGAUUUUAAAAGAUGUGUGUAUGAGUAUGAUGAUGUUGAUGAAUUUGAAAGUGCAUGGAAGAACAUGAUUGAUAAAUAUAGACUUCAGGAGAAUGAAUGGUUGCAAAAAUUGUACAAUAAAAAGCACAAAUGGGCUUUAGUGUAUGGACGACAAACAUUUUCUGCCGGCAUGAGCAUAACACAGAGAAGUGAGAGUUUGAAUAACUGUCUGAAGAAAUACCUCAAUAUUAAGCAUGACUUGUCAAGGUUCCUUCAACACUUCGAGAGGGUAGUUGCUGAUAAACAAUAUGAGGAGUCAAAAGCUGAAUUUGCAGCAACACAAAGCACUCCAUUCAUGGUAGCAAAUAUGGCAAUUUUAGAUUUUGCUUCUCGUGUGUACACACCACCUAUUUUUUCCAUAUUCCAGAAUGAGGUAUUGCAACAGUUAAAUUGUAGGAUUGAAGAUGAGUGUGUUGUGUCUGAAACAUCAAUUGAAUAUACAAUUCAUUUGUAUGGUGUGAACCGUCAAUAUAAGGUCACUUUUGAUCCAAGAAACAAUUCAGUCAAUUGCAGUUGUAGGAACUUCGAGUUUGUUGGAAUCUUGUGCAGGCAUGCUUUGAAAAUACUUGAAUAUAGACAUGUAGAGGUUUUGCCCUCAUGCCAUGUAUUGAGAAGGUGGACUAUCAAUGCAAAAAAAUCUGGGAGUGAAGCAUCACAUGGACAUUUGGACCAAGCUAGAAAAAUGGCAAUCCACAAGAAAGAGCUAUUUCAUUUGUUCACCCAAAUAGUUAAUCAAGCUGCACCUAAUGAUGAUGCUUACAAGAUAGCUAUGCAAUUAGGAGAAAAGAUUUUAGAAGAAGUGACAAUGUGUUUAAAACAAGCAACCACUAAGCAAUCAUUUGUGGCAUUUGAUGGCAUCAAAGUUGAUGGAUCUCCUUACAUAGAUGAUGGCACACAAGUUGAAACCAAUGACACACAAAUGGAUACUUGUGGCACACAAGGUGAAAAAGAUAUCAAUUGCAACCUGAGGGUGACUCGGUAUUCUCCCCACUAGCAAGGAACUACUUCAUCGGCGUUGAGUGCCUGGCUAUGCAACCUGUCACCACCCCGUCGUGCUUCUCAAUAAUAGAGAAUUUAAUGCAACAAGGGUUUUUGUUUGAGUUCGACAGGGACAGGUGGCAGUUGGGUUUUUUUGCGCCCUACCAUGAGAGUGAGGCGAGUUCAGUGGAGUGCAAGGUGCCUGGGUUUAUAGUCUCAUUAUCGUUGGAGCUGUGAUCAGCUUCCUCCUUGAAAAGGAAAAAUUGCAGAUUAAUACCCUAUAUUUUGGGCUUAGUCUCACUUUGGUCCUCAAUCUUCAAAAUGUGUCAAUUUAGCUACCUACCAUUAACUAGCUAUUAAAUGGCAUUUGAAAAGAUACAAAUGCCUUUUGGGUAUCAUGUAAUUUUUCUUUACCAACCAUCCAAAUACCCUUUGGUCUCUUCUUCUCUCUUCUCUCUUUCUCCAUCUCUGUUUCUCAACUAAUAUUGAAUAUGCCAGGCCCUACAAACUAAAAAGUGGCGGUGUUUUCAAGAAAGGCUUGAAGAACAAGUAGACAGCGACUGUAAAGGAUUUUCUGCUUCAAUUGUGGUUGCUGUUAUUUUUGCCGCAGUCAAACAAGAUUCUAUUUGACAGUAAUAGAAGGCAAUAUACAGGGUGCAAACUUAUAUUUUUGAUAAAAUCCUAGUUCCAAGAUAAAUGCACUUCGGGAUUUCACAAUUAUGUGAGUUGAAUUUCUGUUAUUAAAGAAUCUAUAGAUAACUCAAGAUGUAUUAGAAAGCACUCUAGAUGAAUUUACUUGUGUCAUUGACGGGUUGUCAGUAUAAUCCUAGAGCUCACAUGUUUUUCAUAUUUGUGGCUUUAUGCUCUUGAAUUUGUUAAUGUCAUCUGAUUGAUCUCUUCGAGCAGAAUUUUCCCCAGUCCAAAAAUCAACGUUUCGAAGAGGACUAAAAAACGGUGACAGAGGUGACCCACCUGAUGACAUGAAAGACACUUGGCAAGCUGUUGAAAAUCGCCUCCAACAAAUAUGGAGGAAGAUCAGCAGGGCAGCCCUCCAGCUUCUCCCAUUCAAUUUCAGAUCUUGUACCAUUAUCAACUGCACUCCUCCCCUGUUUUUCAUAUUUAUGCACUCCGUGGACAGUGGACUGUAAAUUGAUCUCCGGCUAUUAGAGGCUUCUCCAUGUCUUCUGCAGUUCUAUAAAAUAUGUCCCAACACACGUGUUCUUUACGAAGAACUCGGACCCUUAUAAUCCACAGAAAAUUCACCAUUUCUUCCAUUUGGAAAAACAACAAGAACACAGUCAACACAAUCAGGGUGUUCGAAUUCAAUCUCGGGCAUCUUACCCUUCACCGGACGAGACGGAAUUUUGAUGGGGGAAAAACUCCAAUCCCAUAAGUUUCUCCAGAUCAGAAUAACCCAAACCAUUGAGGAGCUUCACACCCCAUCUAAACCCACCUGCGGCCAUGGCGAUUGGCGACAACAGCAAUCACAUGACCCACAUCAUGGUUACAACACCGAAACAUGCGUUCUCCAUACUUGAAGUGAUUCCAACAAGGAGCCUUUAGGAAAGAACUUGGGCAGGAAAUCAGAUAGGAUUAUAUUUAUACAUUCAUUUCAUCUUCUUGA